AUGCGACGAAAAAGAGCGAAAAGUUCGAACCCAACCAACGGGAACGUCAUAGUCUAUCCAGCCAAUGUUGCUUCAAUACAGGUAUUUUUUUAAUAUCUUUUUGAGCUUACCUUGAAGAAAAAAAGUGGAAUUUUGUAGUUGAGAUAGAGAAAAAACAAAGAUUUCAAGGUCAGAAAGAUACUCUUUUGUUUUUUGAAAAAAUUCGCCUUCAAAAGUUGCUGAGAAAAAAUAGCCGCGAAAAUUUGAGAUUAUACGCUCCAUGGCUAAUUUUCAGAAAAAUUUGUUUCUUUUGGAAUAGGUCCAGAAAAUUCCUAUUUUUUGAGUUACGAAGUUUUGGAAAAUGAUUCUGACCUUAAUUUUGGAAAGUCGCAUCUAGAAUGGCUCGACGCGUAGCGUUUGCGGAGCGGUUGCCCCCGACCAAAAACGACUUGGCCACGAUAGCAUCAUAAAGCAUAAGAUAAAGCUUUGAGCCAUUCCAAAUGCGACCACCGCCCAUUUGAUCCGUGUGACGACGGUUUUAUAAUGCGGACACUUUUUCCCACUCUCAAAUGUUUACCAAUCUUGACACGCCAAUCCAAUUUAAGUUUUGAUUAUAUUUUUUUCGCGCUCUUCCACCCGUCUUUUUCCAAUUUCCUUCACAAUUACCCAUUUAUUUCGCUUUCCGUUUGCCCUUCUUGCAAUUAGAAGAGGAGCCGACAAAGGCUGGCCGAAACCAAAGGAUAAAAAAUAUAACGUUUUGUUCCGUUGGGCCGACAAAUUGUUCGUCUUUUCUUUUUCCGGAAAGUCACUUUUUUAUUUUUUGCUUAUUUUUGAGUUGAUGCGCAGCGAAAUGUGUCGAAAGUUGGUUGAAAGUUAGGAAGCUGCUUGUUAUGGCUUAAAAUGUUGCUACUUACAGCUCAAAAAGAAAAUGUUAAACAUAUUUGAAAGCGAUUAUUUUUUGCAAAAAAAAGUUUGACGAGAGCCGGAGUCGAACCCGCGACCUUUUGGUGACACUUCGAAACCUGUAAGGUUGCCAAAUAUUAUUUUAGAGCUUAAAAAGGAACUUUUAAACAUAUUCGAGAGCGAUAUAUUUUGGCAAAAAGAAGUUUGUCAUGGGCGGGAGUCGAACCCGCAACCUUUUGGUGAUAAAUCAGCCUGUCACAAUGCUGGAAAAGAUAUUUUACAGAUUAAAAGGGAAUUUAAACUGAUUUGAAAGCGAUAAUUUCCGGCAAAAAAAGUUUGACGUGAGCCGGAGUCGAACCCGCAACCUUUUGGUGAUAAUUCGAAGCCUCUAAUGUCGCCGAAAAAUUAGAUUUUAGCGAAUUUCAGAAACACCUGCUGCCUUUUGAAUGGAUUUCCAAUAUUUUGUACCAAUUUCUUCAAACCGCGACACUUUAAGCCAUUCCCAACAGCUGCGCAUCAACUCUAAAAAUGGAAAUUGUUGAAAAAAGGAAGAAAUGCUGUAUAUUGGAUCAUCUUCGUAUUCAUUGAGCGCCUAUUGUAAACGACCGCAAUGUUACUGCAAAUGGAGGGUUCCGGUGGGUUUUUGAAUAUUAAAAAUAAGAUUUAUCAUUGGAGCACAUUUUCCCAAAAAAUUUUUUUUUUCUUUUUUUCGGUUUUUUAACACCUCACCGUUUAUAUAAAGAAAAUUGAAGAUUUUCUGAUUUUUUCACUUGAGGGAUCACUUGUCAGGGUCAUAUAUAACUGCUUUAUAUCCAGUUUCUUAUAAUCAUUUUUUUGAAUAAGAAACGAAAAAAAUCAGAAAAUUUUUUUUCAUUGAGACUUUCAGUUCAAAAAAUUUUUAAAAACUUCAUUUUUCAGCGAAAAUAUCCAUUUUAAUCCACUUAAGAGAUCACUUGCCGACCUGUCACCUAAAUAAAACUGUCAUUUUCAAUGUCACAACCGACACCGAAAAGGAAAACGAAACCCGAAAUGCAACCUUGAGGACGGCCAUUUUUCUCAUCAUUUGACAUUUGACGCCCCAUUCUUUCCCCCCACUCCGAAAAUGGAACUCUUUAUAGUUUUUUUUAUAAGCAGCUGUUAACUGGUCACACUGCAGCUGAUAACGAACGUGAUACAGAAAACACACAAAUUUGGACAUUUUUAUGGCCUUUUAUGGCAGAUUCUCACGUGCUUUCUCGUUAUUUUUGGCCUUUUGAGAAUUCUGCAGCUGUCUUAGAAGGGCGCUUUCUAGUACUGUUAGGCGCAAGUAGUUUUGGGUCGGUCGCAAGAAAUCGGACACUAUUAUGGCUUUUCAUGGCCUUUUCACAAGCGCUUUCUCGUUAUUUUUGGCCUUUUGAGAAUUCAGCAGCUUGUCUUAGGAGGACGCUUUCUAGUACUGUUAGGCGCAAGUCGUUUCAGGUCGGUCGCAAAAAGUUGGACCCUUUUAUGGUCGUUUCUCACGUGUUUUCUUAUUAUUUUUGAACCACCUUAACAUCUUCUUUUUGAGAUUUCUGCAGCUCAUUUCGAACUGUAGUUGGCGCUUUCCAGAACUGUGAAGCGCAAGUCGUUUUGAGUCGGUCGCAAGGAUUUUUUUAAAUUGUAUGGUCGUUUUUCACGUGCUUUCUGGCUUAGCAUUUUUUUUUUGAGGAUCCGGCAGCUUGUCUUGGGCGGGUGCUUCCUAGUACUGUUAGGCGUAAGUCGUUUUGAGCCGGUCGCAAGGAUUUUUUUUUAAUUUUAUGGCCGUUUCUCACGUGCUUUCUUGUGUUUUUGGCCCACCUUAGCAUCUUCUUCUUGAGUAUUUUUGCCCUGAGAAAGAUUUGUUAGUUUAGUGGCUUGGUUACAUGAUUUAUAGUACUACCAAGCGCAAGUCGUUUUAGAUCGGUCGCAGAAAGUUGGACACUUUCAUGGUCUUUCAUUGUCUUUUCUUCCUGCUUUUUUGUAUUUUUGGUCUACCUUAGGCAUCUUCUUUUUGAGAAUUUUUUCUCCGUGACUUGGUUGAAUGGUUAUAGUACUACCAAGCGCAAGUCGUUUUAGGUCGGUCGCAAGAAGUUUUAUAAUUGUAUGACCAUUUCUCACGUGCUGUUUCGUUGUUUAUGGCGCAGCCUCUUUUUUUGUGAUUUUUUGAGCUCGUUCUCAUCUUAGCCAGUUAACUCAUGGUAUCGUCUAGCGCAAGUUGUUUUUAGGUCGGUCGCAGGUAUUUGUAAAAUUUUAUGACCGUUUUUAGCAACUUUUUUUCAAAAGUUUUAAACCUGUAUUCAUCUCAAGAAAAUUCUGAUUUUCGAAGUUUUUCCUAGUGUUUUUUUUUUAUACAAGCGCAAGUUGUUUUGUGGUCGGGUGCAGAUUUGAAAGUAGUCCAAUCAGUAGAGUUGAUCUCUUUCUGGAAUUGCUAGAAUCUUCGAACUAUUUUAUUUUCAUGAUUUAGUUCGGUCUUUUUUUAAUUUUGAAAGCUUUUUUUAAAAAAUUUAUUGGGCUUAUUUUGGACUUACGAAACUUGCCGUCCUUUUUUUCUUCUGAAGAAAAAAAUUUUUAACGAUGAAAAAUCCAGAAAACGAAUGAACGAAGGCAUGAAUUGCGUGUUUCAAGGCGGGAAAACUGAACGGGGAACAUGUGCAACUAAUUACCCGCCAAAUGCACUGACACAUUUCUGCCAACGUUUCUUUUUGCUCCAGUUUUUUUUUUGGGUUUUAGAGGACUUUCGGCAUGCUUGAAAGAUCCUUCUGAGCUUCAAGAGGCUCAAUUUGUGAUUUUAGUUAGCUCCUACGAACUUCCAGACCUUGAAUUUAAAAUUUUAGCAGUGGAGCAUAUUUGGCCCCUUGCCAGGCGGCUGUUUUGAGACCUUUUUGAGAGUUUUGUCUGAACUUUGAGAGGCUUUUUUUGUGACUUUAUUUAGCUCCAACGAACUUCCAGACCUUGAAUUUAAAAUUUUAGCAGUGGAGCAUAUUUGGCCCUUUAUCCGUCGGCUAUUUUGUGAUUUUUUCGAGAGUUUUUUUUUGAGCUUCAUGAGGCUAUUUUUUCGUAUUGGGUUAGCUCUAACGGACUUCCAGGUUGAGAAUUUCAUAUUUUAGCAGUAGAGCAUUUUUGACUUUUUGCCAGGCGGCUGUUUUUGAGAUCUUUUUGAGAUUUUUUUCUGAGCUUGAAGAGGCUAUUUUUGUGACUUUAGUUAGCUCCAACGAACUCCCAGAUGAAGAAUUUCAGAUUUUAGCAGUAGAGCAUAUUUGCCCCCUUGCCAGGCGGCUAUUUUUGAGACUUUUUCGAGAGUUUUGUCUGAGCUUUGAGAGGCUCUUUUUGUGAAUUUAGUUACGAGCUCACUUUUUUUUUGAUCAAAGUUUUCGAAUUUCCACUGAUUCUGAUAUGCAAUGUUCACUAGAAAAAAGAAAAAGUCUAAUCCCAAAUAAUUUUUUUUUCAUAAAAAUUUUUUUCCCCCGAGAAAGGCACUGCAGCGGAAGUCUUUUGUUUGCGCAGAUCUUUUUUUUUCGGAGGAAAAAAUGCGGAAAAAGGCUUUUUGGCCUUUGUUUCAAGCUUUAAUGGCAUCUUAUGAACCGUGUUUUAUGUGUAGUUUGAACAUGAAUUUCUUUUCUUGUCUUACAUUCCUGUUUCAACUCACCUAAAUUAAUAUUUGGUUUUUAUUUAUGGGAAUUCCACGUGGAUCGAAUUUUAAUAAUGGAUCAGGAAAUUCCAAAAACUAGAGAUGAUAAGGAAAGUUUUUUUCGCGUCUGGCUGUCUCCGUUUAUUGCGCACUCUCUCACUAUCCCUGAUUAUAUUUUCCUAGAUUUUCGUGACCUUUUUCGCUUUUUAGAUUAGGAAGUAGGCCGAAAAUUCUAAAAGCUAGAGAACAUAGGGGAAGCAGAGAGUUCCAGAGAGACAAAGAAAUUUUUUCGCGUCUGGCUGUCUCCGUUUCUUGCACACUCUCUCAUCAUUAUUGAUUUUUUUUUUCUCGAUUUUCGUCAUUUCUUUCGCUUCUUAGAGUUGAAAAUAGGCCAAGAAUGUCUGAAACUAGAGAGUAUCAAGAAAAAAGAGAGUUCUAAACAGACAGAGGAACUUUUUGUGUCUGGCUAUCUCCUCUGUCUCCAUGCUCUCUAGCUCUGAUUUUUUUGAAUUGACUCAAUAUUUUUUAAGAUUGUCCCCCCAACAGUGGACUAUUUUUGAGCUUUUCCAUGAAAUUUCAAGCUCAAAAAAAUAAAAAUUUUUCUUUCAGAAUUCGACAAGCCAACCGAUGUUGAGCACGUCGGCUCGAAGUUAUCACACGUUGCCGAGACGGGUAUUUUUUCAAUUCUUUCAGGAUUUUUUCUAACUCAAAAUUUUUCAAUAGGCCGCAAAAGUGUUUUUUUUUGUAUCUGCGAAGUUUCAAUUUUAAAAAAAAUGAAUAGACGCGAAGUUUGUUACUUAUAGUUGUAUAAAAAAUUCUAAAAAUUUAGGGUAGAUUUUGCCCAAAAAGUGACGUCAUAGCUACAUAAAUGACGUCAUAAAAACUGGUAAAUUUUUUUUCAAACACUUCCCUGUUUUGGAAUAUUAUUAUUAGAGACUAACAUUUGUUUUUAAGUGAUGGUCCGUCUGUACUGAAAUUGUAGAGAAUAUUACUUAUUUUAGAGUUUUCUGGAGAUGUUAUGACAUCAUCUAUUUAUUUUUAUGACGUCAUGAAGCUUUCGGAUUUUUCGGAGGGAGUUAUAACGUCAAUUAUAAAGUUAUGACGUCAUUAGUCCCGGGGGAGGUUGAAAUAUUUUUUUCAAAAAUAUGACGUCAUCAAACGGGGGAGUUUAAAAUAUAUUUUAAUUCCUUUCCCGACGGUAUACUUUGACGGGUUUCAGUCAAGUUCUUAUGAAAUUAAAAUUGCGAAAUUUUUUUAUGACGUCAUAGCUUUAAUUAAUGACGUCACGAAUCAGAAAACCAAUUCAAUGACGUCACCGUUUAAGAAAGGAUAAAAAAAAUCAAUUUGAAAUUUUUUGACUUGGCAACAAAUCUGAAUUUCACAAGGAUUUGUUUAAUUUCCGAACUGAUCGUUCUUUAUGAACGUCCCGUCCAAAAACUAAUCUCUGUCCGCACUUUCGAGACCUCUUUUCAUGGGUUUUUUCAAACUGAUUGUUUUUUUUUAUGACGUCAUAACUUUAAUCAAUGACGUCAUGAAUUCAUAAAAAAAGUCAAUGACGUCAUCGUUCAAGUAAGGAUUAAAAAAAAAGCAAUAUAAAAUUUUUUGACUUGCCAAAAAACCUGAAUUUUACAAGGAUUCGUUUAAUUUCCGAACUGAUCGUUUUUUAUGAACGUCCGGUCCAAAAACUAAUAUCUAUCCGCACUUUCGAGACCUCUUUUCAUGUGCAAGGUCACUCCAUUUGUACAAAUACACGCGGGUCCAUGUCUUUUUUUUCUGUUUGAUUUGGCCGCCCAAAUUUGGCGCAAAAAGAGUGACCCCCUCUCCCCGCCAAAUACAAAAGAACCACUCAGAAACGUGUCGCUAUUCAUUUUUUUUUGUCCCUUUGAGGUUUGAUUUCUCGCAGUUUUAUACAGGUUUUUCUUUUUUUAGUAGGUGCUUCUUUGGUUUGAAAAUUCAACUUUGUAGGUUUUUUACAGGUUUUUAUAUUCAUAACUGACUGUUUUGUUUUUAUUGUAAAAUUACUCGGAAAAAUCCAAUUUUGAGAGAAAAAUGCAUGAAUUGAUGCAAGUUUAAAGGCGCAUCGACUCCGUUGGAAAAUGAAUUUUGACAAGAACAGUGGGAUUUUCGCCUAGCAAAUUCAUAAACGUUGCAUACUUUCAGAAAAAAAGAUUAUUUUUUUGUUUUUUUGAAAAAAAGUUGGAGAACGGAGGUUCGAGUCCUGUCCAGGGAUUUCUAAUUUUUGCCAUUUUUUUUUGACCAAAAAAGUUGUUUUUUCGGAUUGUUUUUUUUUUCAGUAUGAAUCUAUACUGAAAUUCCAUUUUCAUAAAAAAAUGUAUUGUUUUUUUAAAAAAAUCGAAAAAAAGAUCAUUUUUUUCUACAGAAAUACUUUUUGAAAAAAAUCUUUUUUUCACCAAAACUAGGGAAAAAAAGUUUGAUUAUUUUUUUCCAAACGCACCUCUGUUUAUUUUUUUCCGCUUCCCCCCAUCCAAAAAUCAUGAUUCAACGCUUUUUUACGAUUAAAACCAGAGAAAGUUGCUUUUCAAUGUGACAAAAUGCAUUAGGUUUCGAUAGAACUUUUUUACGUUGAGUGCUUUUUUUCGUUAUCAAAACAGAAACCUUUCACGUUAAAAGCUUUUCGAAAUUUUGAAAAUAAAACAAAAAUGAAAAUGUUGAUCGUAAAGCCGAGAUUUGUGUUUCACUCUGGUUUUAAUAAAAAGUGAGAAAAUAAUUUUGCGUUGAAUACAUUAUUAAAGUUUAAGCAUUUUUUUCAAAAUUGGCAAACGUUCAAAAAUCACACGGUUCGUGUCGAAAUUUCUUUUUCAACGGAGUCGAUGCGCCUUUAAAUUUGCAUCACAUAAUGCAUUUUUUUUUCUCAAAAUUGGAUUUUUCUGAGAAUUUUAACUAUAGAAACAGUCAGUUAUGUACAGAAAAACCCUUUUUCGUCAUUUUUGUUUUUUCGAAGCCAAAAUUUUCUCACAGAAGCCGUUUUUCUCAUUAGAGCGCGAAAGCUCUUGAUCUGACGCUCUGAUUUUUCAUCGGUGCUGUUCUUUUGGAGCUAUUAUUUUCUCGCGGCUCAGUUGUCUGGCGCUGAUUUAAUCAUUGGAGCGCAAAAGCUUUAUUUCAAGGCUCAAAAGUGGCUAUUUUCGUGAUGCUGGUGUUGAUAUAUUCUACACGGCGGCUAUUUUUUCUUGGUUUUUUUUUUUCUGGAACGAUUUUUCGGCUAUUUUUUUAGCCACUUUUUCAUAAUCAUCUCGAAACAUCACAAAUUCCGUGUCAAAUUGCCAUGAUUUUCAUUUUUUUUUUUUCCGUGCUACAGAACCCUUCGCUUCGAUGCGCGCGGACUGUCUUUGUGCAUGCGUCUUUAAAUAAACGGAAAUUUGAGGCCUAAUUAAAGGCGCAUAGAUGCAUUGAAAAAAGGGUCCUGUAGCUUCUGGAGAAGGGAAUCGUGACAAGGAAUGGUCUAUUUUCUUUGAAACCUUUGGCUAAAGGCUCAAAAUAAGGGCUUUUCUGGCAUGAUUUUUCAGCUGCGGCUAUUUUUUCUUAACUGAUCUUUCCUGGUAUAUUUUCACCACUUCAUUUUUUGGCUUGUAUUCAAGAUUUUUAAUUUUUAUAAUUUUUCCAGACUGCUAUUUUCACCUCUCAAUAUCUUGACAAAGAAUAUUCCAUUCAAGACUUUAGGUUGAUUUUUCGUCGAAGGAUUUUUUUGCGGUCUUACAUAGACCCUCUUGACCAUUUUCGCGUGUAUGCGUCUCUCUGUUCCCUCACCGGCGAGUCAGAGAAAAAUGAAAAUAGCGCGUCGACAAGAGAGACGAGGAGGGCGCAGAGAAAAAGCUAAGUCGCGAAAAACGGACUAUAGAUAUAGUCUGUUCAGAUUUUAAAUGUCAAGUCUUCGCUCAAGCUCCGCCCCUUAUGGUGCGAUGAACCAAUCAGAGAGCGAGCCAUCCACAGAGUGUUUUUGAAUGACGUCAUUCUUGACUUUCAAAAUCUGAACGGACUAUAUAGUCAAUUUUUCCCGACUUGAAAGGAGAGGGCGGCGGGGCAAGGGGCGGGACGCGUAGCGUGUGCGUACGCGGUUCUUGGCGCCAGUUCAAUUCAAUCGCCGCCGACUAUUUAAAAAGCUGGGAAACCACUUUUUUUCUGUAUUUUCUACUAUUUUUGAUGCACGCCUGAACAUAAUCAAUAAAUAAUUAAAAAAGGAGUGAAAAGAGCGAUAAAUGAGCUCUCUAAAUGCUCGCUGGCGGUUGAAUUGAACUCGCGCCAAGAACCGCGUACGCACACGCUACGCGUCCCGCCCCUUGCCCCGCCUCCCUCGCCUUUCAAGUCAGGAAUCAUUGACUGUACAGUUUGAUAAGUUUCCAUUCUCGAACAUCCUUGUCUCAUAAAAUACAGGUCAAAACAUACAUGUUUACGAGAACCGGGACGUGUCGGCUCAAUCCAAACCAUAACAUCAGCCGUAACAUAAACUGACAAUCAAAAUGGGCCGCCCGGCACAGUUGCAACCCCCUGAUUUGCCUGGCCUGAUUUCCUCGUCCUUCCGAAAAAAAGACGCGCGAGGCUUUUUUGUGGCAGAGCCACGCCUUGGCCUCCUCUUCCCAUUGUUCCCGAACACACCUGCGAUUGUGACUUUCUGAAAAGUUUUAGUCCUUUUUUAGAGUAGAAGUGAGCUUCUUGACGUCAUAGAAGUUAGAAAUAGGGACUUUGGACGGGUUUGAAAAAGGUUCUUGAGAUUUUUUAAGCUUGAAAAAUUGAUCUUUUUUUAAUUUUUGAGCUUACAAGUCUCGUCCAGCUCCUCCCGAAGACACCUGGGAUUGUAACUUUUCGAGAAAAAUAUCUGUUAUUUUUUUCAUUUUUUUCAAAAUAGAAGUAAGUUUCUUGACAUCAUAAAAGUUAGAAAUAGAGCAUUUGGACGGGUUCGAAGGCUUUUUCUUGUCAUUUUUAGCUUGAAAAAGGGGUCCUGGUCGUUUUUUAAUUUUUGAGCUUACAAAUCUCCUCCAGCUCCUCCCAAAAACACCUGGGACUGUAACUUUUCGAGAAUAUUUGCGUUAUUUUUCAUUUUUUUUUUUUUAAAGUAACAGUAAGCUUCUUGAGAUCAUUAUAGCCGAAAAGAGAGAUUUUAGACGGGUUUGAAGGUUUCUUCUUGAGAUUUUUAGCUUGAAAAAUGGAGAUCCUGACAGUUUUUUUUAAAUUUUCGAGCUUCGUAGAAAGAAACAAAAAAAGAAUAGUAGGCUUUUUAAUCAUAUUUUUUUUCUUGUAUAGGUUUGGAAAGGUUGACUUGAAUUUUAAAACAAAUGAAAACAAUUUGCUAUUUCUAAUUUAUGCACUUCCUGAAUGUUUUUAUACAAGAAUUCUGAAAAUUUAGACCAGAUUUUUGCUCAAAAAGUGACGUCAUAAAGCUGGUAAUUCUUUUUCGAACACUUCCCUGUUUUUUUGGAAUAUUAUUAAUCAAGACUAAAUUUUUUUUAAACUGAUGCAAGAUACGUAACCAUUUCUUCAGAACGAUCCAAAAAAUAUUUUUUUUACACUAUUCGAGAGUCCAAAAUAGGGAUUUUCUCUAUGAAUUUUUAGAGAGAAUUUAGGUUUUUCAGAAUUUCUUUGGUAGGAAGCUUUGGCAUGCAGAUCGAAAAUUUCAAAUUUUCACAGGUGUCUUUGAUUUUUUUUGAGAUGAGACUGUUAAAGACCCUGUGGAACUAGAAAAAAGCCAGCUGCGAUUCAGAUUUCCAUUCUCCUUCAGUUUUCGAAACAGUACUUUUUUGGUUAGUUUGUAAGAUUUUCAUGGCUUUUGGAGCACUUUUGAGACGUUUUUUCAGUUUUUAUGACUUUUUGAAGUCUUUUUGAAAUUUUCCGGGAUCAUUUUUGAGCCAUUCAGGUUCUAUGACUUUUUGCAGAAACAAAAAAAAACCCUUAAUUUGUUUUUUCUAGGCGGAACCAGAUCUCUAAUGUAACUCGAUCUCUUAAAAUCGUCUUUGGGGUCUUCAGAACCUGCUAAACUGGUAUUUCUACUCGACGUCGGCUUGUUCUGGCCUUAUUUGAGUGGCCAAUGUGUCUAUCUGUGAUAAUUAUAGUUUAGAGAAGUUGGAACCCUGAAUUAUAUUGAGAAAGAACCUUUCAAACCCGUCCAAAGGCCUUUUUCUGAGUGUUUUAAAUAGAAUUUCGAUGGAUUAUUUUUUUGAUUUUAAAAAGUUUUUUUGGGAUGUGAAAAAAAUGUAAAAAAAUUUCAUAAAUAGUCUUUUUUUCUAACUCCUAACAUCGUCUGAAACCCAUUUAGAAUAUUUUUAAAAAUAUUGAUUAAAUAUUCAUUUUUAAAAAUUUUUUUCAAGAAAAAAAGUUGUUCAGAAUGUUUUUUUAACUUUACUAAAAACAUCUCCUAAGCUUCUAACAUAAUUUUAUGAUUUUUGCAACUUUUCAAAGUUUAAAAAAGACCUUUUGAAACACUCGGAACAUAUUUAAACCUUUUUAAUUCGUUUUCACCCCACCUAACCUAGUAAAAAUAACUUUAACCUCUUAUAAUAAAUUCCUAAGACUCUUUUUUUACUUCCUUAUCAUUUUUUCCAAAAUUUCUCCCCUACUAACAUAUUCUGAAGUUCCCCCGUCAAACUAAAUCUGCAAGUUUGAGCGAAGAACGCCAAAACUACACUUUAUUCUCGCCUUAUUCUUUACGUCGGAAUGUGCCGAAAGCACUUCCCAGCUAUUCCUUAUGAACUCGUCCAGCUCCUCAAAAAACAGGUAAUUUUUCAUUAACCUGACGUCAUCUGCCGCCUUGGGAAGAGGCUUCACAUUACUUCCGCGCGCUCUGACCACCCGGUGAUCUCGUGGUGUAGUGGUUAUCACAUCUGUCUAACACACAGAAGGCCGGCGGUUCGAGCCCGCCCGAGAUCAAAUCUUUUUUGCCAUUUUUUUACACAUCAUUUUUCUUAUAUUUUGAUGUUCCAAGGUUGUUCUUAGGGCGCAAAAACCCAAGGAAGGUCGCAGCUGUGUGCAUAAAACAUGCGCGCCACCGCUCAAUGAAUCUUUAAUUGUUGGGUUUAUUGUCCGUUGUUUGGCUGAUUCCCAACACGUUUCUUUUUUGGUUUCUUUUUUUGAUUUUUUUCCUCAUUUUUUUGACGAUCCAAACCAUGAGCAGUUUUUCGAAUAUAGGGAGAUUACAAAAUCAGAAAAAGCGAAAAAAAUUUUUCAAAAAAAUCUAUCUGUAUUUUUUUAAUUUUAAAAUUUUUUUCUUUUUUUUUCUCAACCUAAAACCAUAAAUUUUCAUAUUGAAUCUCUCAUUUUUUUCUCAUCAAUUUCAAGUUCCGUUUUUUUCAUUUUUCUCAAAACACCCUUUUUGUUAUGAAUUUGUUCCCUUAACAAAAAAACGGAUCACUACAAAAGAUGAUUCAAUGGGAAUUCUUUCUUUUUUCUCGACUUUUUUUCAGUUUUUCAGAUUUUUUUGUCGAUUUUUUCUUGAAAAUCAAUUUAGGAGAAAGUGAUGAAAUUAAUUGAUUUUUCUAGGGGUUUCCGGUUUCAGUAUGAGGUAAUAAUUGAUAUUUUAUUGGAAUAAUUGUUUCAACAUUUUUUUAGAGAAAAUUGCGAGUUUUAUAAAUAAUAAUAGCUUUUCGAAAUUUUAAAACUAUUGAGCUUUUCCAGGCAUUCCUUUUUUGCCCUUUUCAGCCUUUUUAUUGAAGAAAUUCAAGUGAAAAUUCGAUUCUCCCUGUAUUUUUUUUCUUCGAUUUCUUCCAACCUGCACAAGCCUUCUCUGCAAACAAACACAGAUAUCGGUUUUGGGGCGGGUUUCGGUUGCAAAACCGUAAAAGGCGUCGGCUCCUCGACGACGACAAACACGGCGUUCUGUGUGUGUGUGUGCUCGGCGAGCCGACGAUCCGAUGAGCACAAGAGCCGAUUCUUCUAUUUCCGCCUCGCCCGCCCUUUUUUGUCUUUUAGUAGUAUUUUGUAGUGGUUUUAGACUGGUUCAACUACUCAAGGGACCACUUGAGAGCGGCAAAAACCUCCCUGAAGGUCUCACUUUAGCAAAAACUCGACUACCUACCUGUUCAAUAGUGACUAGCUAUAGUGAGAAUGGUUCAGCUUUGCAAGGACUUGUAAGUGACUACUUAAGAGCGAGAAAGUCCUCCCUGAACCUCUUACUUAACAAUAACUCUAGUGGCUACUUAUUGAAGAGCGAGCCACUCAAAUGGCCACUUGGAUUCCAGAGCCAAUUCUUUUAUUUUUGCCUUCAUUUCAGUCGCCUUUUUUUCUUAUUGUAGUUUUAGACGGGUAUAACUACUCAAGAACGUGUAAGUGACCACUUGAGAGCAAAAAAGAGAACCUUAAAGGUUUCAGUUUAGAAAUAACUCAAGUACCUACCAAUUGAACAGCGAAUAACUAUAGUGAGACUGGUUCAACUUUGUAAGAACUUGUAAGUGACUACUUAAGAGCGAAAAAGAUCUCCCUGAAGGCCUCACUUAAGCAGUAGCUCCCAUUAACUUAAGUGUGCACUUAUUGAAAAAAACAACUAACUCGUGAAAUUUAUUUUUGUUCAAAAAUUUUACUGAUCGAUCUACCAUUACACGAUAUCUUUUUAUCUACUCUGGGAAAACUUUUAGUGGCCACUAUAGAGGCUCGCCAAUGACUUCUUGGAGAGGACACUAAAGUGGCCACUAAACCCACCUCUAUAGUGGCCACUAUUUUCCGUUUUAGUGGCUACUCCAGUAGUUUUUCAUCCAGUGUUCCUUCCAGUAACUCUGAUAAUUUAAAAACAAACAGAUUGGACCAGUUAUGUUGAUCCAUUGACCCCUAAAGUGGCCACUAAGUGGUCUAGUAGUAGCACUUAGACCUCUAUAGUGGCCACUAAUUUUAAACCCCUUGAGUAGCCACUAAUUUGACCGCUAUAGGGGCCACUAAAACGUCAAGACCCUAUAGUGGCUACUGAAAAUUUUCCCAGUAGCUUCGCGAUCAGAACUUUAUAUGACUGUUCUGAAUUUCGGAGCGUUUCUGAAAAGGCCUCUCUUUGAUUUUGCCACGAAGAAAAUUUAUCUCGGUUUGAGCACUUUUUUCAAUUUCUUCUUCAAAAUUAUACUUUUCUAAGAUUUUCCCUAUCUUCGCACCAGGACAUAUUUCCAAAUCAGAGGCGUAUGAAUUUCAGAAUCGGCCCCAUAUUUAGCCAUGAAAGGCCUUUUUGUUUGUUUAUUUUGGCUCAUUUCCAGUGUUUAUUUUCCUCCUUUUUUUCUUUUUUUUUUAGACGUUUGCCUAUGUAGAUCACGUCAGUUUUCAGCUUCUUUUGAGGAAAUUGUGCCGUGUUAAAAGUAAUUUCGGUGAUAUUUCCUGAAAUAAUAUUAAUCGAAUAACGUGUCAAUUUUUUUCAAGUUGCCUAAAUUACUUUCAACACGGCAUUUGGAUUUUUGGUUCAAAGCGUCGCGGCUGCGAAGCGGUUUUAAAAAGGGUUCGUUCAUAAAGGUUGAGCGGUCAAUAUAUUUGAAUUUCAUCUUGAAGAAGCUUUUUCGCACUUUUUUUCCAAAUUUCCUUAAAACUACUUAUUUGAAGUCCAAGCUAAAAACUGUUUUUCAGAAAUUAGUCCAUUUAUACAUUUUGAAAGCCUUUAAGGACAGGAACUUCUACUGAAAAAAAGCUUUUUCUUCCCGAUUUUUUUCUAUAAAAUUUCUAACUACUUCCUUGAAUAUUGUGUUGUUCUUUGCCUUCUAAAAACACAUAUCCUAAAUGAACUAUAUUUUUUUGAACCAGGCCCAGGAAGAUUUUUGGGAAAAAAAGAGCAUUCAAAGGGCUCUGAGUGAUCUACAGAACCCUAAUUUCAUCUCAAAAAACUUUUUUUUCGUUCUAUUCUGUCAAAAAAAUGAUCAACUACUUCCUUGAAGACAGAGCCACGGACUUUUUUUAGAAAAAUAGUCCAUUAACAAAAUUAUGAAGAAAUCAAAGGACAGGAAUUGCAACUAGAAAAAUCUCUACCUGCCGUUUUUUUUUUCUCUCUGUUCCCUCAUCGACGAGAUCAGAGAAACAUGAAAAUAGCACGUAAACAGGAGAGAGACGUCGAGAGAUAAGGAGGGCGCAGAGAAAUUCUUAGCGUUUCAAGUCGCGGCUAUACAACAUUUUGAAGCUGAUUUUUUUUUGUCAACUAGAAAAAUUCCACUUCCCGACUUUUACUCCUCAAAAAUUCCCCAACUACUUCCUUGAGGACAAAGUCAAGAAAGGUUCCUUUUUUCCUUCUGUUCUGUUUUGCUCUUUGCACCUGGUGCUCGCGGAGCCGUCGCCUAAUCACCUUGUCGGAGUUUUUUUGGCACACAUACGAGACGCGGUCGCUCACGCGCACCUGCCCGUGCUCUAAAAUGCUCCAAAUGUCUCAUUUUUUCCCCCGGCUUUUCCUUGAGCUUCAUUGACUUCCUCCUUAAGAAAAACGGUUUCUUUCCAUAGGAGACCGUAGAUUCAUGGUAGAAUGAGCAAUAUUCAGCAAUAGGUCCUCAAAAGCAAGGCUCUCAUCAUUUUUUGUUAACCUGAGCAAUUGAUUGCAAUGAAGCUUCCAAUUUUUUCUUUUUUGGCUUUUCCCUGAGCUUCAUUGACUUCCUCCUUAAGGAAAACGGUUUCUUUCCAUAGGAGACCGUAGAUACACGGUAGAAUGAGCAAUAUUCAGCAAUAGGUCCUCAAAAGCAAGGCUCUCAUCAUUUUUUGUUAACCUGAGCAAUUGAUUGCAAUGAAGCUUCCAAUUUUUUCUUUUUUGGCUUUUCCCUGAGCUUCCUUGACUUCCUUUUUAAGAAAAACGGUUUCUUUCAUAGGAGACAGUAGAUACACGGUAGAAUGAGCAAUAUUCAGCAAUAGGUCCUCAAAAGCAAGGCUCUCAUCAUUUUUUGUUAACCUGAGCAAUUGAUUGCAAUGAAGCUUCCAAUUUUUUCUUUUUUGGCUUUUCCCUGAGCUUCCUUGACUUCCUCCUUAAGGAAAACGGUUUCUUUCCAUAGGAGACCGUAGAUACACGGUAGAAUGAGCAAUAUUCAGCAAUAGGUCCUCAAAAGCAAGGCUCUCAUCAUUUUUUGUUAACCUGAGCAAUUGAUUGCAAUGAAGCUUCCAAUUUUUUCUUUUUUGGCUUUUCCCUGAGCUUCCUUGACUUCCUUUUUAAGAAAAACGGUUUCUUUCAUAGGAGACAGUAGAUACACGGUAGAAUGAGCAAUAUUCAGCAAUAGGUCCUCAAAAGCAAGGCUCUCAUCAUUUUUUGUUAACCUGAGCAAUUGAUUGCAAUGAAGCUCCAAAUGCCUCAUUUUUUUUCGGCUUUUCUUUGAGAUUCAUUGACUUCCUCUUCAAGAAAAACGGUUUUAAUUUAUAGGUGCAUGUUAAAAUGAGCAAUAAUCAGCAAUAAGGUUUUGAACUGGAGAUUGUCAUCAUUUUCGUUAACAUGAGCAAGUGACUGCAAUAAAGCUUCGCAUUUUCCCUUUUUUUUUGGCUUUUCCUCGAGCUUCAUUGACUUCCUCCUUAAGAAAAAUGGUUUUUUUUUCAUAGAAGACAGUAGCUUUUUUGGUAGAAUGAGCAAACAUGAGCAAUUGAUUGCAAUGAAGCUUCCCAUUUUUCCUUUUUUGGCUUUAUUUUUUUAGGGUUUCUUUCAUAGGAGACGAUAGUUUUUGGCGAAAUGAGCAAUAUUCAGCAAUAAGGUUUCAAGAGCGAGGUUUCCAUCUUUUUUUUUAACAUGAGCAACUGAUUGCAAUGAAGCUUCCCAUUUUUUUUUCCGGCUUUUUCUCGAGAUUCAUUGACUCCCUUCAUGAGUGAAGUUGUAAGAUGAGCAAUACAUAGCAACAAUUUUGUUGUGAGAUCAAUAUUUUUUCGUUGUAAGAUGAGCAAUACCUGGCAAUAAUUUUUCGGCGGGAUACAUGUUUUUUUUUCAGCCCAAACACCUUCAGAAUUCCAAAAAAUGUCCUUUUUCUAACAUGAGCAAUAAAGAGCAAUAAAAAAAUCCACUCGCCUCCUUUUAAAAAAAAUCAGAAAAACCAGCUGAAUUAUAAAAAUUUUUCAUGGCUAACAUGAGCAAUAUGCAGCAAUAUUUAGCUGCAUAUUGCUAUUUCACUUGAUAACUUUUUUUCUAGUUUUUCUUAUAGAGUUGUAUUAUUAUAAUUUUCGAAAAAAUAUCUGGAUGUUUCUAACAUGAGCAAUAUAGAGUAAUAUGGGCUAAAUAUCAGCUUUUUAUUAGGUUUUUUUCCGAAAUUCAUUCAGUUUUUUUCAAUUUUUCCUUUGAAAAAUGAGUUUUAAGAACUUCAGAAAAAGUUAAAACUUUAUGAAACGCAAUCCGCGUCACCACUUGAGCAAUCCCUUGGGGACCAAAACCAGAGCUGCUCUCCAAUUUCGCGCGCGACACUCGCAAAAGGACAAGGGGAAAUUAAUUAAUUAGUGUCCCUGCGUCCCGUUGAGCGCAUGCAAAUGAAUGGAACGUCCCGCCGUUUUCCGUCCAAAUAUCGUUUUGUCCUUUUCCUGGCCAAUAUUUCACUGAUUUUCUUUUAGUUCAUUUUUUUUAAUUUAUUCUUUUGUUCAUGCAAAACCAUUUUAGGUCUUUGAGAUCAAAUAGAAAAAAAAAUCGGUUUGAAACUUUUUUCGAGUUCUGCAAGUUUAAAUCUUCACACUUUGGGGUGUUUUGUCGUUAUUUUUAAUUUAUUUUUCAUCAUUAUUACAGUAAUUUUCUUGGUAAAAUUUAAUAACUAGUUCUUUGCUCAUCUCAUUAAAAAUUGAUAUUUUCAAAGCGAACACCAGGAGUCGAAUUUCAGUGGAAACGUGGGAAUUUGAAGAUGUUCGUUGCUUCGAAAAGGAUAUUUAGAGUAAGGAUGCUGACUAUAGUGUAACAGAAAAGUGAAAUUUUCUAUCCUGUUUUAUUGCUCAGCUUAGAUCUUGUUAGCCGUUUAUUGCUCUUUUCAGUCUUCAGCUUGCCUUGAAUGCCCUAUGGCCAUCAAGAUUAUAGAUUUUCAUGAUAAGAUUAAAAAUAACAGUGAAUUCCCAAGAAUGUUGAUUACAGAGCUGAUCUAGAUCCCUUUAGGGCAAUCUUAGUGGAGCUCUUGAAGGCUCCCCUCUAGGGACCACUUCACCUCCCCCUUUAGGGACCCCUAAUCUCCAGAGGUUCAGUUAGUGGCCCCUAUAGGGGACGAUUAUUGCUAUAAACUUUAUGGGAAGACUCAUUUCCAUGCGAAAAACUCAAAACUGGAAAAAAAAAAGUUGGAAGGCCCUGUAGGAACCACUUGAGAUUUAGGGCCUCAGAUUUCUGACCCUAAACCCCUAUAGGGAAGACUUACAUUGUAUCCUCUUUAGGGGGCACUUUUUGUCCCUUAAAAGGGCUGUUUUUCCUCUAACUCCUAUAGGGACCACUUGAGAUUGAGGGCCUCAGGGAUCCGACCCUAAACCCCUUUAGGGACCACUAAAGUUCUACCCUUAUAGGGGCACUUCUUGUACCCUAAUAUGGCUGUUUUUUCCUUUAAUCCCUAUAGGGAAUACUUGAGAUUCAAUAGCUCAGGGAUCAGACUUUAAACCCCUAUAGGGGGCACUUUUCGUCCCUUCAUGAACCUGUUUUUUCCUUCUAACCCCUAUAGGGACCGCUUGAGAUUUAGGAGCUCAGGGGUCAGACUUUGAACCCCUAUAGGGGUCACUUCUCGUCCCCUUAUGAAGCUGAUUUUCCUUCUAAUCCCUAUAGGGACCACUUGAGAUUCAAGAUUUAGGGCCAGACUCUGAACCCCUUUAGGGAACACUCUGGCCUUCUGAAGAUUGGCGGAAUAGCGUGCAAAAAUGAGAGAUUUUGUGAGAUUCUAGUUGCGAAUCUAGUAUUCAGUAUGAAAAUGCUCAUCCAAGCUAGGAGAAUUUCUCAAAUUGACUAAAAAAGGCAAGAGGAGGAGGCCAAAAAAUGCCAUUUUCCCACGACCGCCUUCAGGCGAUUUCUCCUCCUCCCCUUCUUUUUCUGCCCCUCCAAAAACAACUUUUCCUUUUCCAGCAUCUUCCCCCGUUUUUCAUUUCUCAUUUCUCUCACUCGACAUCCCGUCUCAGCGACUUUGAGUCAACUGAAAAAUUCAUAGAGCUGCCAACCCGAAAUGGCAACUUUUAAAGGACGGAUAGUACACUUUUCCCCUUUUUUUGAAGUUUGAACUCGAUUUUUUCGAGGAUCUUGUUGAAAUAUAGCACAAUAUUUCAUUUUUUCCUUCUUUCUGAAGAUUUAAUUUGUCUUUUUUUUGGAAUUUGAAGUUGUUAGGCCCUUUUUUCCCUUUUUUUCAAGCUUAGAAUGAAAAAAUCACUGGAAAAUUCCCCUUAAGUGGUCACUUGCUAUAAAAAGUCCUUGCAGCGCCCUUAAGUGACCACUUUGAAUGCAGAGCUCCUGUGUUCUUAAGUAGCCACUAAAUGUUACAUGUAAAUUUCACUUAAGUGAUCACUUACUAUAAAAAGGCCCUCGAAGCAGAUCAAAGCGCCCUUAAGGGGCUACUUUGAAUGCAGAGCUUCUAUGUUAGUUUCCAAGCUCACUUAAGGGGUCACUCAAAAUUAUUUGAAAAUUUAAAGGAUCACUCCCACUUAAGGGAUCACUUCCUAUAAAAAAGCCCUUGAAGCGCCCUUAAGGGGCCACUUUGAACGCAGAGCUUCUGGGUUUUCAAGUGGUCACUAGAAUUACUUGCGAAUUUCCCUUAAGUGAUCACUUCCUAUGAAAAAGCCCUCGAAGCAGAUCAAAGCGCCCUUAAGGGGCUACUUUGAAUGCAGAGCUUCUAUGUUAGUUUCCAAGCUCACUUAAGGGGUCACUCAAAAUUAUUUGAAAAUUCCACUUAAGGGAUCGCUUCCUAUAAAAAAGCCCUUGAAGCGCCCUUAAGGGGCCACUUUGAAUGCAGAGCCCCUGUAUUCUUAAGUGGCCACUUAAAAUAACUUGCGAAUCCUCCUUAAGUGAUCACUUAAAAUAACUUGCGAAUCCUCCUUAAGUGAUCACUUCCUUUAAAAAUGCCCUUGAAGCGCCCUCAAGGGGUCACUUUGAAUGCAGAGCUUCUGGGUUCUUAAGUGGCCACUUAAAAUCACUUGCGAAUUUCCCUUAAGUAGUCACGUAUCUUGUUUUAUUAAGGGGUCAUUUGAUUAGUCAGAGAAAAUUUGAGUGGCCCCUCUAGGGAACUGAACCCUUUCAUUAUAACUUUGGUACCAAAUAAGAGCUUUUUUAAAUAAUUUUUUUUAACUUUAAGGUUUUUUUAUUGACCCUAAAGUCACACCUAUAGUGGCUCCUUGAUUUUUUUUUGAAAUAAGUUUUUUUCCUCACCAAUCCAUGGACGCAGAAAAAAUGAAAAUGAAAUGAAAAACCGAUCUUUUGUCUGAAAAAUUUCUUUUGUUUCUCAUCUCUUAUCAUAUUAACCUUUCAGUUCUCAUUUUUUUCUCGACAACAAAAAGUCUUGAAUUUUUUUGAAAAAAAGUCUCAAAAUUGUCAAUAAAUAGUGAAGAAAGUUACGUAGGACCCGUCGACUUUUAUUUGGAAUUUUAGGCCGCCGCAUUUGUCAAAAACAAACUUUUUGUAGGAUUGAAGAUCAUUUUCGAGUUUCUCGAGUAAUAUAUAUUCUUCACAAAAGUUGAAUUUUCACUGGAGACGUUUUUAAUAACUUGAAUAUUGCUCAGACUACCUCAUAUUUGGAUUUCCAGGCCACCAUGUUUUUUUUCAUAAUUUUCGCCUAUUACCUAUUUAACGUUAUGAUUCUUGAUAAAAAAAAUUUUGAUCUUUACGAAUUUCAAUUUAACCUACCUAUUGCUCAGACUACCUCAUAUUUGGGUUUGCAGGCCGCCGUAUUAAGAAUUUUCUCGAAGCUUUCUAAUACUGUCUUCAGACAACUAUGUGAUGCUUUAUAGAUCUUCACGACUUUCAAUUUAACCUACAUAUUGCUCAGACUACCUCAUAUUUGGAAUUCCAGGCCGCCAUAUUUUAUAAAAUUGUGAUGCUUGAUAAGAAAAACGAUCUUUACGACUUUUUUCAACCUAACUAUUGCUCAGACUACCUCAUAUUUGGUUUUCGAGGUCGUUAAUUUCUUCUUUAAUUCCUAUAAACGCUUUUAAUAUUAUUUUUCAAAAAAGAAUGCUUUUUACAAUUUUUUAAUAGACGCAAGUACAUGUAUUCCUCAUGUUACCCAAUAUUUGGAUUUCCAGGCCGCCGUUCUGGCGAACUCGCAAUCGCAGCAGGCAAUGCUGUCGCUGUCGACACAGCUCGCUGAAGUCCGGCUAGACACCCAGAAAAGCGAAAAAUUCGAGCAGAAUGUGAGUUUUUCCGAGUGAUAAUGGCAAAAACGGGGACGAGAGUCGAACCAGGAACCAUUUUUGCGUUAUUUUAGAGGUUUACCAGCUGAGCCAUGGCUUUUUUACACAUUAUUGAAUUUUAGAAAGCAUUUCAGGCAGGUUUUUUUUAAUGGAUUUUAAGAUUUCACAUUUGAUAAUGGCAAAAACGAGGGUAGGGCUCGAACCAGGAACCCAUUUGAUGGCAGUUUUUAGCUUGUGGAGUUGGGCCAAAAACUUUUUUUAUAGAAAAAAAUUGGGAGCUACUAGGCUUAAGAAAAAAAUUAAGCUGAAUUAUUAGGUGAAGAAAAAAUAAUCAAAAAAAUGGCAAAAAAACGAGGAUAGGAAAUGAACCAGGGACCCAUUUUCCAUCAGUUUUCAGCUUUAAGAGUUGGGCCAUUGUUGUAUAGAUUUAAUGGGGAGCUACUGAGUUUAGAUCGAAAAUCGGUUGAAAAAUUGAUUGGAAAAAUGGUUUUAAUGGCAAAAAGGAGGAUAGGAUUUGAACCAGGACCCAUUUGAUGACAGUUUUCAGCUUUAAAAUUGAGCCACAGCUUAUUUUACAGUUUGUAUUGAAAGCUACUGAGGUUGAGAGAAACGUUCAGACUGAAUUUUGAUUUUUCUUUUUUAAUAAGUGAAGAAAAUCGAACCAAGGACCCUUUUUACAUUAUUUUGGAGAUUACCCGCUGAGCCAUGAGUCUAUUUUCAUUCUGAGAUGUCAUUUCAUCCGUUUGAGACUUUAAAAACUUCUUAGAAAUCUGGAAAUUUUCUGAAACUUUUGCCGGGUCCCGGGAUCGAACCUGUGGCCCUUCAGACCGUAAUCAAGAGCUCAGCCGCUGCUCCAAGCAAGUUUUAAUGAACAUUUGCCGAUUUCAGGACCUGGUGCUGCACAACGACGGGACGGUGUUGUCGGGAAGCCGCGACGCCCUCAUCAGUCGCCUCGUUCCGUCGCGCGACUUUUGUCCCGACAGUUCUUACAUUUUCGCCCUUCUCGUCAACGUUCGCACCUUCAUAUCGCCGCCCGAGCUCAUGCAGAAAAUUGUCCAGGUAAAGCCAAAAAUCAGGUCGCUUUGGAGGGGAAUCGAACCCUUGACCUCUGGAGCCUUGUGAAUAUGGUUUUAGAAGAGAAGAUCUGAAUGAAAAUGCAUCAGAAAAAAAUGGCAAAAAAAGUUUUUCAUGAAGGGGAUUCGAACUUGUGACGUUUUUGGUGAUAUUCUAACAGUUCACCAAUCGAAAAAUAAUUCACCAAUCCGAACUCAUGCAGAAAAUUGUUCAGGUACUUCUUAAAAAAUGCCAAAAAUCAGGUCGCUCUGGAAGGGAAUCGAACCCUUGACCUCUAGAGCCUUGUAAAUUUGAUUUUAAAACAGAAUAUUUGAAUGAAAAUGCAUUAGAACUAACGGUUUUAUCGAUUUAAAAAAUGGCAAAAAAAGUUUCCUAGAGAGGACUCGAACUUGUGACCCAUUUACUCUACUUUUAAGCUUUCCCAGGUUGACUAACGGGUUUCUAUUUUUUCUCAGUUUUUUGGAUACUGAAUUCAAAUUUUUUAUAUAUUGAAGUUCGUUCAGAUUCUCUCGAAAAAUCGUUCAACUUGGAAAAAAUUCAAAAAACGCCAAAAUAAUUUUUCCUGAAAAGGAUCCGAACCAACGACCUUUAUAGCACCAGAUAUUUCAAGAACGCGUCGAAAAAAGGCCAUUUCCCAUAGUUUUUUGACGAAUCGCUCCCGCGGGUGUCGCGGAAAUUUCAUUCGGCCGACGAAAAUAGUCCAAAAGAGGGCUUUUUGGUGGGAAUUAUUGAAAUGUGAGCGUUUUUUUCGCCGUUUUGAAAAAAUAUAAAAGAGGAGCUAAAUAGGCAAAAAGCUAGGCUGUGGCUCAGAGGGCUGUUGGUUCGAAUCCGGUUGAGGUUUUUGCCAGAAAAUUCAAUAAAAAUCGGAAAAAAGGUCGCAGGUUCGAGUCCUGCCGAGGGAAUUUAUCGAUUUUUGCCGUUUUGUAAGAUUAUUUAAAGUCAUUAAGUGAACUUAAUGUGUUGAGAAUUUUAUAUUUGGUCUUGGGAUCGAAAAAAAACUUUAGUAGCAAUUUUGAAAGCUUGAAGAAGCAUCAAAGCUUCAAAAUUUGCAAACUAGACUUUUUUUCUUUGAAUUUAAAGAUUUCAUCAAUUAUACGAAGAAUUUUCAGUACUGCAUGUUCGCCCAAAACGCCGACGCGCACAAUUUUGCGAAAGAAGGCCGCGGCCGAAUGUUCGCCCACAUUUUUCGCCUCUGUUCCGAGUGGGCCACCAAUAUUCCCUAUGAUUUUCGGUCAGAAUACAUGAGGACGAGGUAAAUUUAUCAAAAGUUCAAAAAUGUGUGUUUUUUGACUGAAAACUGUUGGAAAAAUUUAUGAAAUAAGAAAAAUUAAGGCUUAAUGAGCUGCUCCGAUUGUGCUCCGUGGACAAGUCGUACCAACAUCGAGUGACGGACCUUCAGUCUAAUUUGCGCGCUUCGGUAUGUUUCUUUCUUUUAUUUUUGAAGAAGUCUGGCUCAUUUAAUGUCUUGAAAAAUUUUAUUAAAUCGACAACAAAUAUUUCAUGCCGACCGAAUGAUAAUGAAAAGACUAGGAAAAAUCAGGGAAACUAAAAAAAAACGUGAAACUUAAAUUUUGCGCGUCAUUUCAAGAGUUUUGUGUGCAUCACAUUAUUACGUCCAAAACACUGGACGCUACGACAACACGGCAAAUUUCGAAAAUAAUCAUCUUUUUUGCGAUUUUUGAACAAAUCAAUCAAUUCGUGUUGUUUCAGUUGAAUAAAUUGGAAAGAUACGAAAAAGCCGUGACGAAUCUACAGAAAAACGCUCGCCGGAAAUGUUCAGCAUCCACAGCAAUUCGAUAUUUUGGUAAGUUUAUUUUUUUCCGCUUUUUCAAAAAUAUCGUUUAUAGUUUUCAUUUAUCGAAAAAAAUCAGUUAAGGUUUAUUUCAGGUCGGAUUAAUAACCCUAUGCCCUGACCCGAAAAUUGUCGCCCAGCAAUUGGCACAUAUUGAAAUGGUCGGUUUUUUUUUUAGUUUUUUGGAGUUUUUGAUUUUUUAAAACUAGAUCCUCUUUGCGAUUAGUUUUUUUUUGUUGUUGUUUUGUUUUUGUUUGUCAGAAUUCGUUCAAUUUUUUUUUUCAGGAACGAUUCAGUAUGGUCGGAGUCGACGAAAUCGUCACCUCUUUGGCCACUGACGAUUUGGCGGAUAUUGGAAGGCAUUCUAAGGUUGUUCAAUACGAGAAUUUUGAAUUAUAGUAAAUUGGGCGAAAAAAACAGUUUUUUUAAUAAUUUUUUGCAGAAUUUUAUAGACCUUUGUACCGUUAGAUCUAUUCAUUUUGCACUAAAAACAGUUGAAAAUAUUUGUGGUGUUGAAAAAUUAUUUUAAAAGUCUGAAAGUGAGAAAACGUAUUCUUAAUUUGCAAAUCUAUCUCAAGAAUUUCGAAAAAAAAAUUCCAAAAGUGCUCUAGAAAAAUGGCAAAAAUUGCAAAACCCGGACAGGAUUCGAACCCUCGACCUCUAGAUCCUCGUUUUCAGGCUCAAAACGGCGUCUGCUCCAUCGCUUUCUACAUUGAAUGGUUCAACAGAUUGUCGGCUUUUUCGGCGAUUGAAGUUCUCAGGCAGACUAAAAGGAGGUACUUGAUAAAAAGUAUAAUUUUCGUCAGAUUUUGGCGAUUUUCUUCAAUUUUUUUGUAAUAAAAUGUCAAUUUCCAGGCAUCGAGUAGCUGUGGUAGAGUACCUGAUCGACGUCGCCAAAGAAUGUUGCGAAAUCGGGAAUUUCAACUCGAUGAUGGCCAUUGUAGCUGGAUUAUCAUUGCCUUCAAUCUCUAGGCUCAAGAAAACGGUCCGAGUUCGGUUCCUCUCGAGGGCGGAUUGAUUUUUGCGUUUUUUUAAAGUGAAUUUAAAGAUGGAGACCAUUUUUCGCAUCCUAAUUCAGAUCCUAGAAGUUGUUGUUUCGAAAGUUUUUCAACGGAAAAAAAUUAUUUUUUUCCUUUUUUUGUUGAAAUAAUUGUUUCGGAACGGUCUGAUUUCAAAAAUUAUUGUCCUUUUUUUAGAACUUGUAGAUUGACCUACCGAUAGACUCCGCCUCUUUUUUUGAGGAGUACUGUAGGUAGAAUACGGUAAAAUUUGAAAUUUUCCUUUUUUUUCUACUGAAAAUGAUGUUUUUUUAUAAGCGUUUUUUUGUGUUGGAAACUUUUUAAACUAGGAACAGACUCCGCCCCUUUCUUAAAAGAGUACUGUAGAGAGAAUACGGUAGAUUUUUCAAUUCUUCGUUGUUUUUAAACAAAAAAGUGAUGUUUUCAUGAGCAUUUUUUUGUGUUGGAAACUUUUUGACUAAAAAAAUUUUUUAAAAUUACGGACAGACUCCGCCUCUUUUUUUGAAGAGUACUGUAGAGAGAAUACGGUGAAUUUUGCAAUUUUUCAGUAUUUUUUUUUCACGGAAAAGGAUGUUUUCAUAAGCGCUUUUUGUGUUGGAAACUUUUUUUUAAUUAUCUUCCUUUAAAAAAAAAAUCGAUUUUUUUAACUUACGGACAGAUUUCUAAAAAAAUACUGUAGGUAGAAUACGGUAAACUUGCCAUUUUUCGGUAUUUUUCAAUGAAAAAUGAUGUUUUUAUAAGCGUUUUUGUGUUGGAACCUUUUUUUUAAAUUAUCUUCCUUUUUUUAAAAAAAUCGAUAUUUUUUUAUUUACAGUCAAGCUUUUUGAGGAGUACUGUAAAAAAACACGGUAGAUUCGCAAUUUUUUUCGGUAUUUUUUUUCAACAAAAAAACAAUGUUUAUCUGAAAUUUUUUUGUAUAUCAAAAAUUUUUUUUCUUGAAAAAAUGACCACUUUUUUUCCGCUUUCAAUUAAAAAAAUAAAUGAAUAAAAAAACAUGAUUUCAGUGGUGCCGAGUGGAGAAAAAGCAAGCUGGAAAUUCUUCAACAUCAGCUGGACCCAAGUGGAAAUUUCCUCUCCUAUCGAGCCACAAUGAAAGCCGCUCAAUGGAGGGCUGACAGUGCCCGGGCCAAUCAGCCAAAGGUUUUUUUCCGGAAUUUUUAUUUUUAACGUUAUUUUUGCGGUCUAAUUUUCAUUAAAGGACCAAACUCAAUUUUAUUCACCGUGUAUUGUAUAGAAAAGUGUGUGAAAAGUUUUAUUUUUUCAUUUUUUAUUUUGGAGACAUUACUGUUUCAGAAACACUCACUCUAGCUUUUUCGUUAAUUGAAAUUCACCGUUUGAUUCAAUUAUCCAUGAUGCUCAAGCGCGCAAGCCUUUUUGGGUCGGGCGCAAAAGUUUUUUCAGUGAAAGGUGACGAAAAUCCACUAAAAGAAAAAUAUUAAAAAUUAGAUAUCAUUACUGUUUCAACAUUUUUUUAUUUUCAACAAAAAUUUAUAAUUUUGUUUUCAAUUUAUCCAUAAGACAGGAGAGCCAAAUUUUUUUAAAAAAAUUUUUCAAACUUUAUUAUUUUUUUCUUACAAGCCAUUCCAAAUGCGGCCAAGUUUUAAAAAUGAGUAAGUUCAAAUUCAUACUGAGAUUUGAACUUUUUUGCAGAUAGUUAUACCAUUUUUCGUCCUGCUCCUCAAGGACCUCUUUUUGAUCUACCAUGGCAGUCCGAGAUCCCUUCCCAACGGCCAUUUGAACUUCCUGGUUAGUUUUUCCCUCUCAUUAUCGAUUUCAAAUCAAAGAUCUCCUCUCAAGGAUCCAGAAAAUAUGCAUUUCGAAACAUAAUUCCAAUUUUGAAGCAAAUUAUGACAAUUUCAAGGCGUUUGCCCAAUUGGCCGACCAGCUUCGUGACGUCAUCACCUGGAAAUCCAACGUCUGCUCCUUCGAGAAGAAUCCCCAGGUCCUGCAGUAUCUGCUCAUCACGGCGGUGACUGGAGAGAAAGGUUGGCUCAGUUGGUUGAGGCUUUGUCCAUCGCUCGAAGGGUCGAGGGUUCGAGUCCCACGCAGGGAUUUCUUUUUUGCCAUUUAUUUUUUGAGCUUCUAAUGGUUAUUAAUGACUAGGGAAUACUCAGAAACCCUGUAGACUUCAAAAAAAUCGCACAGCAACAAUUUUUAAGCUUCCAACUAUUGCUCAUAAGGUCGCAGGUUUGAAUCCGGUCGGUUAAAAAGUUUUUUGCUGAUCUCAUUUUUUAAAUCCAUUUUUAACUUUAGCCCAGUUGAUUGCAUCGUAUGAAAUUAUUGAAAUUCAAUUUUCAAAAAAUUCAAAUUUUUUUAAGGAAAGGGGUCCCUGGUUCGAGUCAUACCACCGAAUUUUUGCCAUUUUGCAGAUUCGAUGAUAAUGUCCUUCGAAUGCGAACCCCCAGAGUCUUCCACGGAACGCGAACAACAUAAAAAACUCAAGUCCAAAUAG
This is a messenger RNA of Caenorhabditis auriculariae, 27041 nucleotides long. The record is from the annotation of a GenBank genome assembly. Lineage: Eukaryota; Metazoa; Nematoda; Chromadorea; Rhabditida; Rhabditidae.